This is a messenger RNA of Schistocerca serialis cubense, 1386 nucleotides long. RefSeq names its product cilia- and flagella-associated protein 300-like. NCBI's taxonomy places the organism in Eukaryota, Metazoa, Arthropoda, Insecta, Orthoptera, Acrididae. The coding region runs from base 138 to 953 and encodes 271 amino acids. The transcript is spliced from 7 exons. The record is from RefSeq and is a predicted model, not a curated record.
AUUACCAUACUGAAGGUACAAAUGUAUACGUUAUCUCAUCAGUAGUACAGCUUUGGCCAGACCAAAACUAAAAUACCCAACAGAACGAAAGAGCCGGCUAAUAUUUCGUUGCUAGGCAUCAGAUUCUCCUAAGAAUCAUGGAGGAUACUUACACUUUCAUAUACGUGCCGAACCGAGAGUUCAAUACUUUUAAAAAGAAAGACGUAGCCGAACUGUUAAUGAAAUGGUCAAUGAAAGACAAUCUCAGAUUUCAGACCUACUGCUUCAAUCAGCCAUUUCAAACGUAUCGGAAAAAUGAUUUGAUAGAAGCAUUUCUUAAGGACCAGACUGUGAUAGCGUCAUUGGAUUGCUUCCAACAAUCUUGGAAGCCUCGCGUGCCUGCCUGCAAGUCAACUCCUCCUCCGUAUGGAAUUGCUGCAGAUACUGUUGAAAUUAAACAAGUUCCUUGUACUGUAACAUCAAUGUCAUUUUUUGAUCCUCUUCUUGUCAGUGAUAAUGGAAUUGUAAGAGGUGAUGGCUGGAUUUCAAAGUGCAUGAUUUAUUCUAUAGAUGGUUUCGAAAUAUAUGAUGAACUUGGAAAGGUACUUCUGGAUAGUGAAAGUGAAAAUUAUGAUAUAUUUUCUGAACAGGACCGGGAACAGUUUAUUUUCCAGAUCUUUAAGCAUCUCUGUCUUGGAGGAAAAUGGUGCCAAUAUGAAGAUAACAUAAAUCCCUACUUGGAAACAACGAAGUUAAUAUACAAAGAUCUGCUAAGGGUACAUAAAGACAGUACAAACAAGAAAUUAUAUAUAUCAUCUUUAGUAUUCAGAGUAGUUGCAAGAGACAAAAAUGGUAUUGCUUAUUUUCCGUUCAAUCCUGACAACAUCCAGAAUUUUGCAUACUUGAUAAUCGACCCACCAGAAAGAAAGAUAACUACUGUCACACAUAAUUAUGGUGGAAAUUUCAGUUCUUAACAAGACAUAUUAUUUAAACAGCUGACUAAGGUACAUGCUACCUUUUCAACCUAAUGGUGGUAAAUGGUGAAAAAAUGUCCAAGUAUAUCCCAUAUAACUGAUUCAGCAACUAUGCAGCUUUCAUAGCUAUGAAUUAGUAAUUGGAUGACCUUAUAUCAGAGCAAACCAAGUACAAAUUAUACUUUUUAAAGGUAUAAAGCUUUAAAACAAAACCCGAUAAAUAAAAACAGUUUGUAAACUCACUCAUAGCAUAUGUUCAAUAUUAUUGAUUAGCAUUUCAUACAUCAGACACCUGUGACAGGCUACAAUUGUUCAUCACAAAUAAGUGGAAUAAAAAAACAGAACUAUCAUUCACAAAUUUUUUAUUUAGCAAUGGUAUUAUAUUAUUAUAAAUUGAUUUCAUAGUAUUCCAUAUCCUUGGAGUAUGUGUAAC